AUUCAUCGUAGCUGUGAAAGCAUUUCAACGGUUGUGCCGUCAAAUCGGUGCAAUGUAUCAAUCGACACCACGGGAAACCCGACCGUUAAAUCGGAAUGUCACUUCUCUUGCUUGGAAGAUAAAUGCAACAAUGUGACAACUGAUUCGUUGAGAAAAUGUUCGUCUUCGUGUAACAAUCCGGAUGGAGGGUCCUGUGAUUAUAUAUCAGGAAUGUGCGUUUGUUACAGUGGAUACACCGGAGAACAUUGCAACAUUACCCAAGCUUCGACUAUAAAACGUAGAUGUGUUCAAUGUACAUCAGCUUCGGGGAUGAACUGUGAGGAUUUUAACCAGGCCGAGGACUGUCUAAAUGGUGAAUCCUUUUGCGCUUCAACUCGAACUACUUUGAUAGAUUCGUUUGACAAUAUUGUGGGAAAACCGUUGGUAACAAAAGGGUGCACUAAUGAUUUCAUCGUUGCUGAUCAAUGUUUCUUUACGGACGUCUUUACUGAUUCUCCUAUCAGCGAUGGCGGAUUGUAUAAGGAAUAUACUUGUGUGUCAAUAUGUGACACUGAUGGCUGUAACAACUUUUCUGCUGAUGGACAAAAAUAUACCAACAAGACUGCCCCAAUUCAAUGCUUCGUAUGUAGGGAUCUCACUGGUUCAGGUCAAUGUAACCCAGGAAGCUUAAGCGACGAAAAAAGAACAGUUUGUCCCAAGUCAACACUUUGCAAAUCUACUGUAACCUAUCUAGUAUCUAGCAAAACCGAUGUAUCAUAUUAUACCGAACCAAGCUACACAUUACGAAGUGUCAUCAGAGAAUGUGCCCUAGCAGAAGAAACGAUUCCGCAUUCUAAUUGUACGCCAGGCGAGAUUAGGGGAUUAAGUUUGAAAAAAGUAAAUUGUGUUGAAACUUGUGACGUUGAUGGAUGCAAUGACAAAUGGCCUGGAAGGAAAAAGUGUAUUCAAUGCUCUUCUGACGGUAAUCUUGAAGGAUUUUCCAAAUGUCUUUUAACUCCACCCACAGCAACAGCAUGCGCUUAUCCAUAUCAAAAGUAUUGUACUAUACAAGACAUGGGAAUGACAAACACUAGCGAAGGUUUGGUAGGAAUUCCCGGUUAUCCGACUCGGAUUUUACGUGGUUGCUCGGCUAUCAACAUAACAAAUAAGUGUACAAAUCAGACUAUUCGAGGAAACCAAAUUGACUACUGCAAUUGGACUUGCGAUGAUACGGAUGGAUGUAAUAUCGGCUUUACGCGGCAGUUUACGCGGAAGUUUACGCAGCAGACUUCAGGCGUGGCAGUUAUUCACUCCAGUUUAGAUGUAGUUAUGCUUGCGAUACUCGGAGUCAUUGGAGUUAUGUAAUAGGCUAUGAUACACCUACCGGCAUCGUUGAAAAAGAACUACAUUACUAGAAAUCACUAUUCCUUACAGAGAAAUAAUUCAUUCUCAGUGUAAAUAAAACAGGAAUUGCUAAUAGAUGAAUUUCGCUUGAUAAUUUUACAUUGUCGUUGACACACACUCUACAGUUCCAUACAAAAAGUUUGUUUGCCCACUUUUUUAUUUCAUAUCUCAAAUUUGAAGCAUUUUAUAAAAUGGUCAUUUUUGAACCAUUACCAAAGUUACGCAAAAAUUUCUAUAACAAUUUUAUUUAGUUUGUAAAUAUAUGGCUAUAUUUUUUCGAUGGAAUUAGUUUUUAAAUUUUUUAUCUAGCUACAAUUAAAAGCAUGUUCAAUAUUGCUGCAAACCUUGGGUCUUUCUUUUACUUUGCAAAUAGUUCUUAUAGGAUAGUGACUGAUUGAUGAAUAGAGUCUCCACCCAUGCUGAUGCAGUUUGUAUAACCGCGUAAUGAAGAUUAUAUAUAGUCAAUUUUAUUUUAAAUUUGAUGUAUACAUAUCUAUUAUUAUGAACGCUUAUUCUUGUACAACUCCUUACAAGUUUACUCAUGCUUGCAGUUUUGUCACACUCGGUAUUUUGUAUUGUAGGCUACUUUCAGUUGGAGAACAAAUACUUCAACUUUCACUACUGUACACGUCCAUAUAGUCAUCCUAUUAUUACUCCCCUAAU
This is a messenger RNA of Styela clava, 2046 nucleotides long. NCBI's taxonomy places the organism in Eukaryota, Metazoa, Chordata, Ascidiacea, Stolidobranchia, Styelidae. The record is from RefSeq and is a predicted model, not a curated record.